AUGUUUCGGAGCCUGCUCUUCGCCAUCCUGUGGGGAUUAGCAGAGGCCGACAUCAGUCCAGCUCUGAAUGCACACUGGGAACUGUGGAAGGAGGCUCACAAUAAAGUUUACAAACAUGAGGUGGAAGAGUCUGGUCGCAGGCGUAUCUGGGAAGAGAACUUGCAGAUGAUCAGCGUCCACAACCUGGAGGCCACCCUGGGCAUGCACACCUACGAGCUGGCUAUGAAUCACUUGGGAGAUAUGGGUUCUUGCGGUUCCUGCUGGGCCUUCAGUGCGGUGGGUGCUUUGGAGGGUCAGCUGAAGAAAAGAACCGGUAAACUAGUUUCACUGAGCCCUCAAAACCUGGUGGACUGCUCCAUGGACUUUGGCAACCACGGUUGCCAUGGUGGGUUUAUGACUCACGCUUUCCAGUACGUUGACAAGAACCGCGGCAUUGACUCCGACCAGGCGUACCCCUAUAAAGCCAAGCGUGGCAUCUGCACAUACAAACCUCAAGAUCGCGCAGCCAACUGCUCAGGUUACUCAUUCGUGGCCAAAGGUGACGAAGAAGCCCUCAAGGUUGCCCUCGCCAACGUCGGCCCAAUUUCGGUGGCCAUUGAUGCUUCGCACUCUAAAUUUGUGUUCUAUCGCCACGGGGUGUAUGAGGACUUGGCCUGCACACACAAAGUGAACCAUGGUGUGCUAGCUGUGGGCUACGGGACAGAAAAAGGAAGAGACUACUGGUUGAUCAAGAACAGUUGGGGUGUCAAAUAUGGCGACAAAGGCUACAUCAAGAUGGCGCGCAACAGAUUCAACCAGUGCGGUGUUGCGCUCCAUGCAGUCUUCCCGGUCAUGUGA
Nerophis lumbriciformis (worm pipefish) is the source of this 837-nucleotide messenger RNA. Lineage: Eukaryota; Metazoa; Chordata; Actinopteri; Syngnathiformes; Syngnathidae. The record is from RefSeq and is a predicted model, not a curated record.